AUGUUGAGAACAGCGAUUAGAAACAAUGUACAAGUAUCUCAAAAGAGAACUUAUAUUAUGUCAACCAUUGCCAGCACAUUUCUUGGUUCAAUACUUUUCUCCAAGAAUAACCAAUUAGCUUCAAAAAUGGAAAAUGGAGAAUUACACAUGCCAAAAGAUCCAACUCUUUCAUAUUUGAAUAAUAAUAAUAGUAAUAAUCAAGCAGAACCAUAUUUUAAAAGAAGAGAACCAGAUUAUCCAGGACAUGUACCAUUAUAUAAUUAUGAAAAAUUUUUAAUGUUUUUAGGAUCAAGUAUUGGAUCAUUUUUUCAUCCUGAAGAAAAUAAAUAUAUUGUUGCCCUUGGAGAAAGUACAGCAAUUGAACCAAUUUUGAAAAAAUUACAAAAAACAAUGUUAUCUGAUGAAAUAGGUAGACAAAUAUUAAAAGAAAAACCAAGAAUAACUUCAACUUCUUUAAAUUUAGAUUAUUUACGUUCAUUACCUGAUAAUACAAUUGGUAAAAAUUAUAUUAAUUGGUUAGAUAAAGAAGGUGUUAGUCCAGAUACAAGAGUUCAAGUUAAAUAUAUAGAUAAUGAAGAAUUAAGUUAUAUUUUUCAAAGAUAUAGAGAAUGUCAUGAUUUUUAUCAUGCUAUAACUGGAUUACCUAUUAUUAUUGAAGGGGAAAUAUCAGUUAAAGUCUUUGAAUUUAUGAAUAUUGGUAUACCAAUGACGGGAUUAGGUGCUUUAUUCGCUCCAUUAAGAUUAAAAUCAAGUCAAAGAAAAAGAUUAAGAGAAAUUUAUUAUCCUUGGGCCAUUAAAAAUGGUAUUUAUUCAAAACCUUUAAUUAAUGUUUAUUGGGAAAAGAUAUUAGAACAAGAUGUUGAUGAAUUUAGAAAACAAAUGGGAAUUGAAACUCCUCCUGAUUUAAGAAAUAUGAGAAAGGAAUAUUUUGCCAGAAAGAAACUUGAAAAACAAGGUAAGUUGUAA
Molecule: messenger RNA, 966 nt
Organism: Candida tropicalis MYA-3404
Lineage: Eukaryota; Fungi; Ascomycota; Pichiomycetes; Serinales; Debaryomycetaceae
Gene: COQ4
Product: ubiquinone biosynthesis protein
Exons: 1
Coding region: 1-966 (321 amino acids)
Biological process (GO): ubiquinone biosynthetic process
Cellular component (GO): mitochondrion; mitochondrial inner membrane
Source: RefSeq, a predicted model, not a curated record